Messenger RNA from Penicillium malachiteum, 1011 nucleotides. RefSeq names its product putative mitochondrial export translocase Oxa2. The coding region runs from base 1 to 1011 and encodes 336 amino acids. Gene Ontology annotation, molecular function: membrane insertase activity. Gene Ontology annotation, cellular component: mitochondrial inner membrane. Lineage: Eukaryota; Fungi; Ascomycota; Eurotiomycetes; Eurotiales; Aspergillaceae. Gene Ontology annotation, biological process: protein insertion into mitochondrial inner membrane from matrix; mitochondrial respiratory chain complex IV assembly. The record is from RefSeq and is a predicted model, not a curated record. The transcript has a single exon.
AUGAAUUCCGUUCGAUAUUCUCCUUUACGAGUCCUGAGGACUUCUCAAAGAAGUUGGCCUCGAGCAACAGCUACCCCGUCGCAUACCCAUGUCCGAUACCUCCAUGGAAACACUCCGAACCUCAUCAGUGCCGCAUUAGAUGCCUCUACAAGCUUGAUCCAUGGUGUUCACGAUGUCACCUGUCUACCAUGGGUCUUAUCUAUCCCCCUUACAGCUCUACUUGUCCGAACGGUCGUCGGAUUGCCCAUACAAUACUAUACACGCCUACACGCCCGACGAGAACGAGACCUUGCGCCAUUACUGUACUCCUGGAAAAUUGCAGCGGAGAACGAAGGUCGACGAGGAGGAAGAACCACAAAACAGAUCACAGAAAUUUUAAAUUCCAGGGCGAAGAUCUUACGAGAGAAAUGGCACGUAAAUCCCUGGGUUAAGGGAGCGUCGCUCUUACAAAUACCGGUCUGGAUUUCCCUGAUGGAGAGUAUCCGUGGAAUGUGCGGAAAUACAAGUGGUCUAGUGCCGUGGCUACUUUCACUGGUUCGACCAAACAAGGAGUCUGCGGAUGAAGCUAUCCAAUCGCUCAAUCUAACAGUGGAACCCACACUUGCGAAUGAAGGUGCGCUUUGGUUUCCUGAUCUCUUAGUGGGAGAUCCAAGUGGAGCAUUGCCUGCCCUUCUCGCAGCAUCGAUUUUGCUGAAUGUGAAUAUGGGCUGGAAGAGUGUCUCUUUCAAGGACAUGGCUGAAAUGCCGAAGCUCCAGAUGUAUCAAAAUUUCUUUUUCAGUGGUUUGCGGAUCUUUAUUCAGGUCCUCGCUGUCAAUGUUGGUAUCUCUGGAUGGUUCUACGAGAUGCCCGCUGCUUUGAUGGUUUACUGGAUUGCCAGUUCCAAUAUUGCGACUCUGCAGACGUGGUGGCUGGGUAAAUACAUGUAUUUGAAGCCAUCUAUUCCGGCUUACAAGGCUACGCACAUGAAAUUCAUCAAGGGAGGUGACCCUUUCAAUAUGAAUUUGAAAUAG